Messenger RNA from Thunnus maccoyii (southern bluefin tuna), 8185 nucleotides. It is a transcript of the gene apc, whose product is annotated as APC regulator of WNT signaling pathway. The transcript is spliced from 17 exons. Gene Ontology annotation, biological process: cell fate specification; cell migration; nervous system development. Gene Ontology annotation, molecular function: beta-catenin binding; gamma-catenin binding; microtubule binding. Gene Ontology annotation, cellular component: catenin complex; beta-catenin destruction complex; cytoplasmic microtubule. Lineage: Eukaryota; Metazoa; Chordata; Actinopteri; Scombriformes; Scombridae. The coding region runs from base 270 to 7145 and encodes 2291 amino acids. The record is from RefSeq and is a predicted model, not a curated record.
ACACACACACACAUACACACACACGCGCACGCACACACACACACAAGAUGGCGGCCGGCCGCAGCUCCACAACAGAGAGGCCGAGUUAGUUCAACUUCUCCCGGACUUUGUUGAACUGUUUUCCCGCUCUGACCGGAGACAUGAGAGGCUCCCGCCGCCGCUGCCGGCUCGUCUAACGGCUGAGUGUUUCCCGGUGAUGUUCCCGUGAAGCUGCUCCGUCUGAAGAGGACUUUUCUCUGAACCGGGAGGUCAGACGUCAGUGUUCCAAGAUGGCGGCAGCGUCGUACGACCAGCUGCUGAGGCAGGUGGAGGUGUUAAAGAUGGAGAACUCGAACCUGCGACAGGAACUGCAGGACAACUCCAACCACCUGACCAAGCUGGAGACAGAGGCCUCCAACAUGAAGGAAGUGCUGAAGCAGCUGCAGGGCACCAUAGAAGAAGAGUCUGGGGAGACGUCCGGCUCUCAGAUGGAGCUCAUCGAGAGACUGAAAGAGAUGAGCCUGGAGUCUGCAGGUUUUAAGCCCAGAUCAAGGCCUCCUCUGCCCCCCUCGUCCUCGUCUAGCUCUGCCUCUUCUGGCUCUGGAACUCCUGGAGGAGCCGCUGGAGGCUCUGGAGCUCCAGGGCCCCCGACAGCCGCCCCCUUCCCCAGGAGAGGGCUGCCGUCUGCAGGCAGAGACAGCCAUGACCGGUGCCUGGAGGAGCUGGAGAAGGAGAGGUCUCUGCUAUUGGCUGAGCUGGAGAAGGAGGAGAAGGAGAAGGACUGGUACUAUGCUCAGCUGCAGAAUCUCACCAAGAGGAUCGACAGUCUGCCGCUCACUGAAAAUUUCACUCUGCAGACUGAUAUGAGUCGCCGUCAGCUGGAGUUUGAGGCUCGUCAGAUUCGUUCAGCGAUGGAGGAGCAGCUUGGCUCCUGUCAGGAGAUGGAGAGGAGAGCUCAGGCUCGGGUGUCUCGUAUUCAGCAGAUAGAGAAAGACAUCCUGAGACUGGGAGCUCGUCUGCAGGUAGAGGAAGCUCAGGGGCCAAGCGACAGCAGCGGAUUGGCCGGGGCUCAGAGCUCCAGCAGCCGAUUGGAUCAUGAGCCGGCCAAUGAGACGAGUUACUCUGUGCCUCGACGAAUCACCAGCCACCUGGGAACCAAGGUGGAGAUGGUCUACAGUCUUCUGUCCAUGCUGGGAACUCACGAUAAGGACGACAUGUCGCGGACACUGCUCGCCAUGUCGAGCUCACAGGACUCGUGCAUCGCCAUGCGUCAGUCCGGCUGCCUGCCGCUGCUCAUCCAGCUGUUGCAUGGCAACGACAAAGACUCCCUGUUGCUAGGUAACUCUCGCGGCAGCAAAGAGGCGCGAGCACGAGCGUCAGCGGCGCUGCACAACAUCGUACACAGUCAGCCAGACGAUAAGAGGGGGCGGCGGGAGAUCAGAGUGCUCCACCUGCUGGAGCAGGUGCGUCACUACUGCGAGGCGUGUUGGAGCUGGCAAGAGAACCACGAGAGGGGCGUCGACCAGGAGGACAACCCCAUGCCGUCUCCAGUGGAGCAUCAGAUCUGUCCGGCCGUCUGCGUCCUCAUGAAGCUUUCCUUCGACGAGGAACAUCGACACGCUAUGAACGAGCUCGGCGGUCUGCAGGCGGUGGCGGAGCUGCUGCAGGUGGACUGUGAGAUGUUCGGUCUGAGCAGCGAUCAUUACAGCGUCACGCUGCGGCGGUACGCCGGCAUGGCGCUCACUAACCUCACCUUUGGAGAUGUAGCCAAUAAGGCCACGCUGUGCUCCAUGAAGGGCUGCAUGAGAGCGAUGGUCGCCCAGCUGAAGUCUGAGAGUGAAGACCUGCAGCAGGUGAUCGCCAGCGUUCUGAGGAACUUGUCGUGGCGUGCUGAUGUCAACAGUAAGAAGACGCUGCGUGAGGUCGGCAGUGUGCGAGCGCUGAUGGGCUGCGCUCUCGAGGUCCAAAAGGAGUCGACUCUGAAGUCCGUACUGAGCGCGCUCUGGAACCUGUCGGCUCACUGCACGGAGAACAAGGCGGACAUCUGCGCGGUGGACGGCGCUCUGGCGUUUCUGGUGGGAACGCUGACGCACCGCAGCCACACCAACACGCUCGCCAUCAUCGAGAGCGGCGGCGGCAUCCUGCGCAACGUCUCCAGCCUCAUCGCCACCAACGAGGCGCACAGGCAGAUCCUGCGUGAACACGGCUGCCUGCCGACGCUGCUGCAGCACCUGAAGUCUCACAGUCUGACCAUCGUGUCCAACGCCUGCGGGACGCUCUGGAACCUGUCGGCGCGAGACGCCAAAGACCAGGAGGCGUUAUGGGAGCUGGGCGCGGUGGGCAUGCUGCGUAACCUCAUCCACUCCCGGCACAAGAUGAUCGCCAUGGGCAGCGCCGCCGCCCUGCGCAACCUGAUGGCCAACCGGCCGGCGCGCUACAAGGACGCCAGCGUGGUGUCGCCGGGCGCCGGCGCCCCUUCGCUGCACGCCCGCAAACAGAAGGCGCUGAUCGAGGAGCUGGACGCCCAGCAGCUGUCAGAGACUUUUGACAACAUCGACAACCUGAGUCCCAAGGCGGCGCACAGGAAGGGGCGGGGCUGCAACGGCGCCAGCGGAGGAGGAGGAAGCACGACACGCUCGUACGCCAACACCCCGGUGCUGUCGAGCCCUAAAAACGGAGACGGAUCAAAGAGGACGAGCGAGGAAGCGGCGUACGCUCGGCCGGUGUUCUCGCCCAGCGUGCGAGCGUCCAGCGACAGCCUGAACAGCGUGACGAGCGCCGACGGCUACGGAAACCGCGGCAAAACCAAACCGUCGUCGUCGGAGCCGUUCUACUCGUCGGACGAGAGCGGAGCCAACAGGUGCUGCGUCUACAGGAAGUACCCCGCCGACCUGGCGCACAAGAUCCGCAGCGCCAACCACAUGGCGGACGACGACGGCGCGGAGCUGGACACGCCCAUCAACUACAGCCUCAAGUACUCCGACGAACAGCUGAAUUCUGGGAGACAGAGUCCGAGUCACCGCGGCGGCAUCGAGAGCGACGACGACGACGAGCAGGACGCCAGGCUGAGGAGGAGGAACGACGGCGGCGACUCCGCGGCGAGCGGCGGUCGCAUGAUGUCUGUACCGCCGUCGCGCUACGUCGUCGUCACGGGAACGUCAAACUACGGCGGCGACUCGGCGAGCGAGCAGCCGAUCGACUACAGCCUGAAGUACGGCGCCGACGCUCCUCGCAAGCCUUUGUUCAAGCCGGAAGAGAGCGCCGCCGCCUCGCUGCCCCCUCCGCCGUCCUCCUCCGCCAGCAAGCCCCGCCCCCCUCCCCCAGCCAAUCGGGCGGUGCCGAAAAGCAACCAGGAGAUGACGCAGACGUACUGCGUGGAAGACACGCCCAUCUGCUUCUCCAGAGGCAGCUCUCUGUCCUCGCUCUCCUCGGAGGAGGAAGAGGAGGACGGCGACGUCAUCGGCAGGAAGAGGAGAGGCGGGAGCGUCAUCGGCGGCGGCGGCAACGACUACCCGACACUUCCUGUGAGCGAGAAGGACGCGCACGAGCAGCAGCAGCAGCGGCAGCAGAAGGAGGCGGAGAGCCAGACGGCGACCGCCGCCGCCGCCGCCGUUCCCUCCACACGCGGAAGGCGAGGUCACCACCACCAUCACGGCCACACCCACCACCAUCACCACCAUCACGUGACCUCGUCGGGCGCCAGGACUCCUAAAAGUCCUCCGGAGCAGCCGUACGCUCAGGAGACGCCGCUGAUGUUCAGCCGCUGCACGUCCGUCAGCUCCCUCGACAGCUUCUCCACCUCCUCCAUCGCCAGCUCCGUGCGCUCCAGCGAGCCGUGCAGCGGCGUGCCGAGCGGCGUGGUCAGCCCCAGCGACCUGCCCGACAGCCCGGGACAGACCAUGCCGCCGAGCCGCGCCAAGACGCCGCCGCUCCCUCCGCCGACUCAGAAGACGAAAGAGGAGGAAAAGGCGAAGAAGAAGGACGAGGAGGAGAGCAGCGCCGACGUCCUGCUGCACUUCGCCACCGAGAGCACGCCGCACGGCUUCUCCCGCGCCUCCAGUCUGAGCGCGCUCAGUCUGGACGAGCCGUACAUCGCGGCAGAGAUGAUGAAGAAGAAAGAGGAGGAGGAAGGAGGCGGCGAGGAGAGGAAGGAGGAGGAGGCCAAACAGAUCCUCGACGAAUCCGACGACGACGACGACAUCGAGAUCCUGGCGGCGUGCAUCGACAUGGCCAUGCCCAAGUCGUCACGGAAACCAAAGAAACAGCAACAAGCGGCGCCACGGAAACCCAGCCAGCUUCCCGUCUACAAGCUCUUCCCGCCUCAGAGCCGCGGCCAAUCACAGCAGAGGAAGGACGUGCCGCCGCCGCCGGAGGAGGUGCCGAGAGUCUACUGCGUGGAGGGAACGCCGCUGAACUUCUCCACCGCCACCUCGCUCAGCGACCUCACCAUCGACUCUCCGCCCAAUGAGGAGGCAGCGGCGGUCAUACCCGUAGCCCCGCCCACUUCCUCCCAGAGGAGGCGGGCAGGACUUCCUGAGGGCGAGAACGGCGACGACAUCCUCGCCGAGUGCAUCAGUGCCGCCAUGCCCAAAGCUAAACCCAGGAAGCCCGUCAGAGCGGCGGCGGCCAACGGCGAGCACCUCCAAACCCCGCCCCUCCCGCCUCCCCUCCCUCCUCCGGUCCCGCCUCCUCUCGGCCCGCAGCAGCAGAAGAAGAAGCCGACGUCGCCGGUGAAGCCGAUGCCCCAGCGGGCGGCGUACAGCGUCGCCGCGGCGACGGCCGCCAAAGCGAAGCCGGGGUUCGCCUUCGACUCGCCGCGACACUACACGCCCAUCGAGGGCACGCCGUGCUGCUUCUCACGCAACGACUCGCUGAGCUCGCUCGACUUCGACGAAGACGACGGCGGAGUCGAGAAGGACGAAGAGGAAAAGAAAACAAAAGAAGAAGAAGGCAGGAAGAGGAAACAGCAGACGGCGGCGGUUUUCCCUCGAACCAAACUGGCGACGAACCCGCCGGCGCCGGACGAGAAGCAGAAGUUCGCCAUCGAGGACACGCCCGUCUGCUUCUCCAGGAACUCGUCCCUCAGCUCGCUGAGCGACAUCGACCAGGAGAACAACAACAAGGAGUUCGCUCCGCCGCCGCCGCCGGAGAAACAAGAUGGAGGCAAAGCUGCAGCCAAGUCUCCUCCUCCUCCGCCGCCGCCGCCACAGGCGGAGUCGAAGCCCCGCCCCCCCGCAGCCAGCGGCUACGCCCCCAAAGCGUUCCACGUGGAGGACACGCCCGUCUGCUUCUCCAGGAACUCGUCGCUCAGCUCGCUGAGCAUCGACUCGGAGGACGACCUGCUGCAGGAGUGCAUCAGCUCCGCCAUGCCCAAGAAGAAGAAGAAAGCCUCCGCCGCCGCCGUCCCCGCCGCCGCCGCCACGCAGCUUCCUGUUCCCAAAAUAGAUGAAGGCAUUCUGGCUGAAGAGGAGCCUUCAGAGGCGCCGAGAAGCCCCGCCUCCCCCGACUCCGAGUCGUUUGAUUGGAAGGCCAUCCAAGAAGGCGCCAACUCCAUCGUCAGCAGCCUCAACGCCGCCGCCGCCGCCGCCGCCUCGUCUCUGUCCCGCCAACCCUCAUCAGACUCGGACUCGGUUCUGUCCCUCAAAUCCGUCGGCUCGCCGUUCCGCCUGCCGGCGCCGAACAACAACGCAGAAGAAGAAGAAGAAGCGGAGGAGAAGGAGGAGGCGAAGCGAGGAGCGAGGAUCCUGAAGCCGGGAGAACGCAGCACGCUGGAGGCCAAGAAGAAGAAGGACGACGAAGAGGAGGAGACGAAGGCGCUGCGAGGCGGGAAGAAGGUUUACAGGAGUCUGAUCACCGGGAAGCCGAGGGCGGAGCCCGCAGCCAGGGGGCGGAGCAAACCCAGAGCGGCGGCCGUGGCGAAAGCUCCGGGAAGCGGCGACGGCGCCGACAGAGGCGGGUCGUCACGGGACUCCACGCCGUCUCGCUCUUCAUCGGCGGCCAAUCAGAAAGGAGGAAAGCUGUCGCAGCUGCCCCGCACGGCGUCUCCGGGGAGCGCGUCGUCAUCGUCGGCCUCCAGACCGGCCAAACAGAGCGCCGCGGCGGCGAGGAGCGGCGGCGGCGGCAUCCCGAGGAGCGAGUCCGCGUCGAGGGUCGGCGGCUCCACGGCGGCCAAGAAGCAGAAGGCGGAGCCUGAGAAGCCGACGCUCGUCCGUCAGUCGACCUUCAUCAAAGAAGCGCCGAGUCCGACGCUGAAGAGGAAGCUGGAGGAGUCGGCGGCGGCGGCGGCGCUCGAGUCUCCGUCCAGCCCGGACACGCCGCUGCCGGCGACGACGAGGAGACACGACGUCAACCGCUCGCACUCCGAGAGCCCGUCACGCCCACAGGAAGCGACGUCGUCACGCUUCAGUCGCACCGGCACGUGGAAGCGGGAGAACGGCGGUGGCGGCGGCGGAGGAAACGGCGGCAAACACUCGACGUCGUUACCACGCGUCGGGACGUGGAAGCGGACAGGAAGCUCGUCCUCGGUGCUGUCGGCCUCGUCGGAGUCCAGCGAGAAGGGGCGGAGCGAGGAGGAGAGCGCCGCCAGGUCGAAGGGAACAUGGAGGAAGGCGAAGAGCGGCGGCGACUCGUCGGCCGCCAGGAGCGGCGGCGACCAACCGGAGGACGUGUGGGUGCGUCUGGAGGACUGUCCCGUCAACAACCCGCGUUCCUCCUCUUCCUGUUCAGCUCGCUCUCCCACCGCCGCCAACGCCCCGCCCGUCAUCGACAGCCCCGCCCCCAGCAAGAUCCCCUCCUCCUCCUCCUCUUCCUCCUCCUCCAACCUCAACCUGCGCCGGAGCUGCGAGAGCCUCGACGACAAGCUGCCGCCGCCGCCGCCGCCUGAACGCCAACAACAACAACAACAACAACAGCAGCGCAGUCAGCAGCGCAGCGGCGCCGUGGCGGCCCGAGUCAGCCCCUUCAACUACACGCCGAGCCCCAGGAAGAGCAGCACCGACGUCACGGCCACGUCCACCACCACCACGUCAUCAUCCACCACGCCCACACGGCCCUCACUCAUCCCCACCCCCGUCACCAAGAAACGGGAGCCGAAAGGUGGAGAAGGUGGCGGUAGCGGCGGCGGCGGCGGCGGUGAACGCGGCUCGUACAUCGUGACGUCAGUGUGAAAAGAAACGGGACACAAAACGGCGGCCAAAGCUGAGACAGUCGUGUAAAUACGGAGGAGAAACGUCAAAGUGUUUGUGAACUGAACUGUACAGGAAGUGAGUCUGUAUUUAAGUGCUAGCCCCGCCCCCCCACCUCCCCUCCUCCCGUCAUUGGCUCCUCUCACCUGUCAGUCAAGCUUCUUUAAUCGACGAGAAAAAACUUUACAAAUGAACUUUUUAUGUUUUUAUACCACUAAAAUGAUGUGUAGCGCUUAGCUCCGCCCCUCUCUGCCUUUGUCCCUGCAUGGCCCCGCCCCCUACCUUAACAAUGACAGUUACCAUGGUGACAUAAUGACGACGAUGAUGAUGAUGAUGAUGAUGAUAACGAUGUUUCUGCUAGCUGUAGCGUCUGAGCUCCUUCUGCUCUGUUGGAAGUUUUUCUUAUUUGAAGGUUUUCGGUUCCAAACAGAUUUUUGUCUUCAAACGUUUCAAACGUUUCAAACGAUCGUCGAUCCUUCGAUCCGUCGCUUCUACCAAUCAGAGAAGUUUCCUCCAGACAAAUUAAAGCGGGAAUAUUCAGAGUAUGUUUGGAUUCGGCUGCGUUCAGGAAUCUAAAACUUAAUUAAACGAUUAAAUCGAAUCGUUUGUUUCGUGCGUUGAAGACAGAAAUCUGUUCCUGAACCGACCUCCAGACUCACAACCUGCUUUUAUUCCGGGGAGGAAAGUUUCCCGCCGGCCGACUGAAACUCGUUCGUGAGUUCGAGUCGUUCUGUUUGUCGUCCGCCGGCGGAAACUUUCCCGCUCUGUAUCGCCUUGGAAACAAAUAACACUGUAAAACGUAAGUUAUUGCUGUAAAACCUUAAACCUUUUAACUUUAAAAGCACAUAAUUUAAAAAGAAAAGUGAUUUUUUUUUUUUGCCAAAAAGUUUCCACAGUUUUAUUCACGGCUGUAACUUUUCUUGUUCAGUUGGUUUUCACUGUUUCUCUGUUGAAGCUGAAGGAAAACGAGUCGAAAUGUUAAACAGAUAACGAACAAUAAAGCUAAACAUUUUAGGUGCAAA